This is a messenger RNA of Leucoraja erinaceus (little skate), 3481 nucleotides long. RefSeq names its product vitamin D3 hydroxylase-associated protein-like. Gene Ontology annotation, molecular function: amidase activity; fatty acid amide hydrolase activity. Bases 1426 to 3171 code for a protein of 581 amino acids. NCBI's taxonomy places the organism in Eukaryota, Metazoa, Chordata, Chondrichthyes, Rajiformes, Rajidae. The record is from RefSeq and is a predicted model, not a curated record. Gene Ontology annotation, biological process: fatty acid catabolic process. The transcript has 16 exons.
UGAAAGUGAAUUAGGUGUCAAAUUAAACUUCUUUUUGUGCUUUAUCUGAUGGGAUAAAUUGCAGACUUGAUUUUUUAAAUCUCAAGAUGUUGUAACAUUGCUACUGGGUGGGUAACUACCAUGCAUUCUGCAGAUAGUUCACCCUGAUGUCAUGCUCGGUCAACUGUGCUCCAGUAAUGGGGGGAAAUGGAUGUUUAAGGUGGCAGAGUAGUUUCAGUUGGGCAGUGCUAUCAUGUCAAGAUUCUUAAAGGUUUUGGAGCUACCAGGCAUGUGCAGGGCAUUCCAUGACACAUCGGAUAUGUGCUAUGUAGAUGUGAGAAGGUAUUGGGAGCAUCAGAAUCUACACAUAAGCAGUUUUAGACGAGUAGCACCAUUGGUGAUGGCUUCCAUCACUAUUGGUUGCAAGUUGACCGAUUGGGCAGGUAAUCAAUCUGAUUGGAUUGGUUAUGCUUUUUGUGGCAACAUUGCACUUUGUUACAUGGAUGUCAGUGUUGUAAACAUUGAAACAAACUGUCUAGGGGGCACUCACAGGUAGACACAAAAUGCUGGAGUAACUCAGCGGGGACAGGCAACAUCUCUGGAGGAAGGAAUGGGUGAUGUUUCGGGUCAAGACCCUUCUUCAGACUGAUUCUAGAGGCACUGUCAGUUCUGUGUACAGCUUUUCAGGACUGUAAUGCUGUUUUGUCACUGCUGUGUCCUGUUUUGUCACCGUUUAAUGAUACCAAAUAGAGUGAAUCAAAUUAGCUAUAGACUGUUGUGGGUACAUGGGAGCAAGUUAAGGUGAAUCAUCUACUCUGCAGUUCUGGCAGAAUGUCAUUUUAUAAUAUUAAAAUUAUGUGCACGGGUCUGAUUAUGUUGAGGUGUCAGUGAGCAAUGAAGUUGAGCCAUAGUUUUCGUGCAUUUACAAGGUAAAUGAUUCAUUGUUCAUCCAGAUGUGUCUUCAGAUGACACAAGGCCAUGCAGGCAGCUCAAGCCCUAAAUGGGUCAUUCAAGACUGGAUCAGAAUCGAGGCCUUAGCAUUAUUAAACAUUUCUAAUGAAGAACGGACUGCAACUGAACACAACCUACCUGCUUCAACAAAGAUUUCUCGAGGAACGUGGUGGGAACAUUUUACCAGCCCAAUGGCGCAAAUAUUGCCAUGUUUUAGACAAAGAAACCAGUCAGUUGGAAGUUUGGAACAUUGGUGUUUGAAGCAGUUGGGUUCUAGAACACAAUAUAAAGGUACAAAAAGUUGAGAAUGUGGCAGUUUAGACUGUUGAAAUUGUGCAAUCGGCAAUAAAAUCUAGAGAGAGGAGAAGCAGAAGUGGCAGAAAUGUUGCUAGGCAAAUCGAGAAGGUAACAAGAGCUAAACUGGUAAGAAGUAAGAUAACACCCACAGAAUAAGCAAAAGAAAAUCAAAAGAAAGUGGAUAUAACAGGAUUUUUUAUGAAAAUUAAGAUCCAUAAAACUGUCAAGAUAGAGGUCAUCUCUAUUAUUGUCAUCUCCAUUGUCCUAUCUUUGAAGUUGAUGAAAUGGCUGGAGAAAAGGCACUAUCAUCAAGUGAUUUUGAAAGUUCGCUCGAAGAGGGAAAAAUCAUUAAAUGACAUGAAACAGGUUAUGGAUGUGAUUAAAACGAUGGGCACUUUUCAAACAAAAAUUGACCAUGAACUCCUUCUCUCACUCCGUGACCUCUGUAAAUCAAUAAAGAAUGGGGAUGUGUCAGCAAGUUACAUACUGCAUGCCUACUUGGACAAAGCUUUGGAAGCCACCAAAAAAUUCAACUGCAUCACAGAAUUUCUGCCAGAAUGCCAAAUGGGGCUUUUAAAACUGCAUCCAAUGAAUAAGGGCCUACUGUAUGGGAUCCCCAUCAGCAUCAAGGAGAACAUUAACUGCAAGGGCCAUGCUUCAACUUGUGGACUGAAGAAAUUUCUAAAUAAGAUUGUCGAUGAAGACUGUGUAAUAGUUCAGGUAUUGAAGAAACAAGGAGCAAUUCCAUUUGUGAAAACCAAUGUUCCUCAGACAUUAUUCAGCUAUGAGUGCAGUAAUCCCAUUUAUGGUCAAACUGUCAACCCACUCGACACCAAGCGGACAUGCGGAGGGUCAUCUGGUGGGGAGGCUGCCCUGAUCGCAGCGGGCGGCUCCAUCCUUGGCAUUGGAACAGAUGUGGGUGGCAGCAUACGCUUUCCAGCUGCCUUCUGUGGAAUCUGUGGCUUCAAGCCAACGGCAAGCCGAUUGAGCAAAAAGGGGUUGACAGUUAAUACAACUGGACAGAGAACAGUUGAAUCAUCUGUUGGUCCACUUGCCAGAGACGUGGACAGCUUGGCUUAUUGCAUGAAAGCUCUACUGUGUGAAGAAAUGUUCGAGUUGGAUCCUAAUGUGCCACCUAUGCCCUUCGAUGAUAUGAUCUAUACUGCCAUCAAGCCGAUGAAGAUAGGCUACUUUGAUAAUGAUAGCUACUGGAUCCCAUCGCCAAGCAUGAAACGUGCCAUAUUGGAAACAAAACAACUGCUGACGGAUGCUGGACACACGUUGAUAUCAUUCACGCCACCAAAAACUUUCUAUGCUAUGAAUGAAAUAAUAUUUCAGGGACUUCUUGCAGACAGUGGUUCGACAUUCCUGGAAAACCUUAAAGGCGACAUUAUCGAUCCUCACAUAAGGGCUCAGGUAUCUGCAUAUGCUCUGCCCAGCGUAAUGAAAAAGCUCUUGUAUUUAAUUUUGAAGCCUUUUAGUCCCAGAGUUGCUGCGGGAUUUAAGGCAAUAUUAGGAAUAGGGUCAGUUAAGGAACUGUGGAAGCAUCACAUUGCAGUUAUGGCAUACCGUGAUGAAUAUAUGAAUGCAUGGAAACAUCAGCAGAUUGAAGUUUUACUCUGUCCAUCAAUAGGACCUGCAUUCAAAAUUGGAUAUGCAGGAAAAUUGUCAGCUGCAUCCAGUGGCAUGAUUAUUUUCAACCUGUUAAAUUUCCCUGCGGGCGUCGUUCCGGUGACCAGAGUAACGGAGGAUGAUGAGAGACAGCUGAUGAAUUAUACCGGUUACAUUAAUGAUAUCUGGGACAGAACUUUCAAGGAGGCUGUGACAGGAGGUGUUGAUCUUCCUAUAUCUGUGCAGUGUGUGGCCUUACCCUGGCAAGAUGAACUCUGUCUUCGUUUCAUGAAGGAAGUGGAAAGACUCGUUAAUUUAAAGAAAAUUACAUAGCUACUUCUGGAACAGAGCAAAACAAAAUGGUAGAAUAAUCUCAGUGACAUAGAGCGAGACUUGCUCUGAGGAUGAUUUUAAAGAAUUAGUCUCUUAAUGUCAAUGAGCUGGAUUAGCUCUUACAUUUACAAUUGUACAUUUCUUCUUGUAGGACAUUUUCAUGGAUGAUAAUGAGGUGAUUAUCUCCUUGUAUUCAUCUCAGAGUUACUCACAAUCAGUUUGUUGGAUGAUAAUGUAGCACUCAAUGUUUAAGCAAAGUAAUUCAAAAACUUGAGCCGAAAUAUAUCAAAUAAAAAUAUUCAAAUUGUAA